Messenger RNA from Aspergillus candidus, 1509 nucleotides. Its product is annotated as putative transporter. Bases 1 to 1509 code for a protein of 502 amino acids. NCBI's taxonomy places the organism in Eukaryota, Fungi, Ascomycota, Eurotiomycetes, Eurotiales, Aspergillaceae. Gene Ontology annotation, cellular component: membrane. The transcript has 6 exons. Gene Ontology annotation, molecular function: sulfate transmembrane transporter activity. The record is from RefSeq and is a predicted model, not a curated record. Gene Ontology annotation, biological process: transmembrane transport.
AUGACAGAAGAUCCUCGUUUCUAUAAGCCCAUCUCAACAUACGAGGGGAUUCACCGAUGGGACCCCCAUUUUGACUGGACCCCAGAGGAGGAGAAACGCCUGAUCCGAAAGAUUGAUCUCCGAGUGUGCACGUUUGCUUGCAUCACUUUUUUUGCACUCCAGCUGGACCGAGGAAAUGUCGUCCAGGCCAUGUCCGACAACAUGCUGGGAGACUUGGGCAUGGAUACCAACGACUACAACACCGGCCAGACCAUCUUCUUCGUGGUGUUCCUGUUUGCCGAGUUGCCGUCUCAGCUUAUCUCCAAAUGGCUCGGCCCGGACCGGUGGAUCCCUAUCCAGAUGUUUUGCUGGAGUUUGAUCGCCGCGAUGCAGGCAUUCCUGAAAAACAAGGCGAGCUAUUUUGCAUGCCGCGCGCUUUUGGGCCUCUUCGAGGGCGGAUUUAUCCCGGAUACAAUUCUUUUCCUCUCCUUCUGGUACAAAUCGAAGGAACUUCCCAUACGGCUCAGUUAUUUCUGGGUGUCAUACCAGGGAACGGCCAUUAUCGGUGCUUUCCUUGCGUUUGGGUUUCUCCACAUCCGCGACGACGACGGGAAAGGUGGAUGGCGAUACCUAUUCGCUUACGAGGGUCUCAUAACGGGCAUCAUCGCCAUCGUCGCAGCAUUCUGGAUGCCCGCGUCCCCGACACAAACCAAGGGCGGUUUUCGCGGCAAGAACGGCUGGUUCAGCGAACACGAAGAGAAGAUCCUCGUCAACCGUGUCAUACGUGACGACCCCAGCAAAGGAGGAAUGCACAACCGCCAAGCCGUAACGCCCAAGAUGCUCUGGAACGCCCUUUGCGACUACGACUUGUGGCUCAUCUACCUGCUGGGCCUGAGCUGGAUGAUCCCCAACACGCCCGCGACGACCUACAUCACGCUGAAUCUGAAGGCGCUCGGGUUUUCCACCUUCGAGACAAACCUCUUGACCAUCCCGAGCUACGUCAUCUUUAUCAUCAACUUGCUCUUCUGGACGUGGGUGUCAGAGCGCUUCCAGCAGCGCUUUCUUCUGGGUAUCGUAUCUGAAGUGUGGUGCUUGGUGCUGCUGAUCGCCCUGGUGGUUUUACCAGAUGAUGCCAGCCCGUGGGCCCGCUGGAUCAUCAACGUCCUGCUGAUUGGCGCUCCGUAUAUCCACGCCGUGGUGGUGGCCCUGACGUCCAGAAAUGCGGGCUCUGUGCGGACGAGAACGGUCGCCACUGCGCUGUAUAAUAUGACGGUCCAGGCGUCUAAUAUUAUUGCCAACAACAUCUAUCGCGAAAAUGACAAGCCUUACUACCGGACUGGCAACAAGGUCCUAAUCGCGAUUACCGUGUACAGUCUGCUCUUGUUUGUUGUGUGCAAGUAUUAUUAUGCCUGGCGUAACAAACAAAAAGCUGCCAUCUGGGAUCCGAUGACCAGCGCCGAGCGAGAGGCUUAUUUGGCUGCAAACAAAGACAAAGGAAAUAAACGACUUGACUUCCGAUUCAUCCACUAG